UAUGUAAUACUGUCAUGACGUUAUCAUAAGUGUAAAAGCAUAUAAUUGCAGAUUUAAUUUAAUAUUUAACUACACUGGAGUUAUCCAAAAUUUACAGUUAGCAUAUUAAUUUGUUAAAAAAUUCAACAAUGUUUUGAAAUAUAUCUAGCGCGUAUAUAGUGUAUGUUUUUGUGUUUUGUUUAAUUUCGAUGUCGGCAUGAGUGAAGCAAACUUUCAUCAGGAAUCAAGCAAUUGUAAAUCAAUAGAUGUGUACAUAUUUAGAAACGGUCAGCAAAACUCACCACCCAGGAAGUAUCAUCUUCAUUCAGAUGAGCUCAAUAUGUGGGAGACAACUCUGGCAAAUCUGGCUCAAUCGCAAUAUGGCUCUGGGUAUUUACAUAUAGAGCUGUUUACGUUGGAAGGCAAAAAAGUCCAAGGUCCUUUAGAAUUGGCAAAUGAAAAGGCUUACGUGGCUGUGAAACCAUCUGAUGUUUUUAUCAAAGCUGGUUAUGAAAAAUACCUACUCAGAGCUUCAAGAUCAUGGGAAAAAAGACAGGAUAAGUUAAAGGCAGCCCAAGAGAAAUCUGUUGCCAUCGUAGAUGGAAAGUCCAAAAGUGGGAACAUCAAAAAAGUUGUAGGUAUAUGUAUGAUAAAUUAAUUUGUUCAUUUUAUAUUUCAGUAUUACAAUGUAUAAAGCCUUAAAGGUACUUUCUUUAGGUUGAAAAAGGCAUUUGUAAAAUGAAGAAUAAUACUCUAACAAAAUCAGCUCCAAGCAAAGUACUCGAAAAAUUUAAUGUCCCAAUUGACACUAACAGAAAAACGAUCGAAAAGAAAAAUGAACUGAAAGCAAAAAUAAAUGUUUUAAAAAAUAAUUCAGUUAAUAAUUCGCUUAACUCGGGGAGAUACUCGUCAAUGAAUAAUUCAUUAAUUAAAACACCCAAUAAGUUUACCAGAAAUGCAUUGAGUAAGAAAAAUGAUCAAAACAACCAACCUGAAGUAAAUAUAAUUCUAAUAAAUGAUGCAGUUCCGGAAACGCAAAUUGAUCAAACUUGUAAGUGUGCGGUAACGAACGAUUCAACAAAAGAUGACCCUUCACAAAAAAUUAAUACUAGUGAAAUUAUAAACGAAAUAGUUGAUCAAAAUGUAUAUAACAAUCGCAAUAGUGAAACACCGUCUGCGUUUGUCGACGCUGAGAAUAAUUCUAGUGAAUGCAAAACAGUUGAGAAUAUGCUCAAUAAAAUAACCGAAGAACCUAAUGCAAUAGAAUUUUCAGAAGUUCAAACUAAUUCUCAAGUUAUGAAAGUUCAUAAGGAACCAAAGCAACUUUCAUUACAUGAUGUCAAAGAGCCUAAAACUCAUAUCAGUUGCACAACCUUGAUAGAUCAAAAUUCAAACGAAAAUGGGCACGUCAUUACACUUAACCUAAAUAUUAAAUUAAAGGAUUACAGGAAAGAUACCAUUUCAUUUAAUAAAGAGAAAAAUAAUAUGUCUUAUUGCGAAAAAGAGUCCCAAACCAACGUAGAAGUUAGCAUUGAAGAGAACCUCUUUAGUAUGAACAAGCAAUUGGAAACCAAAAGUGAAAAUCGCUCAUGCAUAUGUCCACUUACAGAUUUGGAAUUAACUAAAGUUAUAGUUAUACGAUGUUUAUGUAAUGGUUCUCGAGAGGAAUCGAAAAACUUUUCAGAUGAUCAAAACAUUGUGAUACCAAAUUCAGCGAUAGUAAAUGAGGCAAAUACUUCUCUUGGCAAGCAAAUUAGCACAUCAGACAAAUACCAAAACGAGCAAGUAGUAAAAUAUGGGGCGUCACAAGAAGGAAGUAUAACAGAACCUCCAAAUGACGAAAAAUUUACUUCAAAAAAAGUAGAAACAAUAGCAAAUGAAAUUGACCAAAGAAAGCAAAGUAUAAGUCUAAAUAACAAUCAUGAAAAUUCAACAUUAAAGACGGGACAAAUCAUAUCAAAGGUUGACGAAAUAACGAAACAAUUAACUCAAAACGCCGACAUCGAAAAUUGUACCUCAAAUAAUAUGACCGAUGAUGCACACAGACAGAAAUCUGCCACAUUAGUUUUGGAAACUUGUCAUGCAUUUGCUCAAACUGAUUGGAGUCAUACAAUAGUUGAGGCAAGACAAAAUGAAAAUGGUCAAUAUACGUUUCAUCUUCCCUCUUUGCAGAGGUUAAAACAACUAAAUUUGUAAAGACAUUAAUAUAGAAUUCAGUAUUGAUCAUGUGUG
Molecule: messenger RNA, 2211 nt
Organism: Leptidea sinapis
Lineage: Eukaryota; Metazoa; Arthropoda; Insecta; Lepidoptera; Pieridae
Product: putative leucine-rich repeat-containing protein DDB_G0290503
Exons: 6
Coding region: 718-2175 (485 amino acids)
Biological process (GO): intracellular signal transduction
Source: RefSeq, a predicted model, not a curated record